Messenger RNA from Dama dama (fallow deer), 543 nucleotides. Its product is annotated as ribosomal protein eL22-like 1. Lineage: Eukaryota; Metazoa; Chordata; Mammalia; Artiodactyla; Cervidae. The transcript has 2 exons. Gene Ontology annotation, biological process: cytoplasmic translation. Gene Ontology annotation, cellular component: ribosome. Gene Ontology annotation, molecular function: structural constituent of ribosome; RNA binding. The coding region runs from base 1 to 543 and encodes 180 amino acids. The record is from RefSeq and is a predicted model, not a curated record.
AUGCGGAGGCUUGUCACUUUCAAGAGGAUCAGCCUGGGCUUUAGGUGUCUCCGUGUGCUGGCAAAACGUUUGCAGCAACAACAAGUAAGUCAGCGCCAUUCUCUAAUCACACAGCUGGCCUUCAAGACGGCACCAAAGAAAGACGAGAAGCUUAAGAAGUCAACCUGGAAGCUCAGUGUGGAGCUUACUCAUCCAGCAGAAGAUGGAAGUUUUGAUUCUGGAAAUUCUGAACAGUUUCUACAGGAGAAAGUUACAAUGAAUGGAAAGACUGGAAACCCUGGCAAGGCUGUCCACACUGAAUACUUCAAGAGUAAAAUCACCGCUCUUUCUGAUAAACAGUUCUCUAAAAGGCAUUUGACAUACCUCACCAAGAAAUUCCAUGAAAAGAACAAUCUUUGUGAUUGGCUUGGUGUGGCUGCAUCUGACAAGAAGACUUCCAAACUUCAUUACUUACAGAUUAAUCAAGAUAAAGAUGGAUCUGACUCUGAGGACUCGAUGAAGCCAUCCCAUAUAGGGAUGCUAAUGGGAUGCUUUAUUCGCUAA